Emiliania huxleyi CCMP1516 is the source of this 1459-nucleotide messenger RNA. RefSeq lists its product as hypothetical. The transcript has 3 exons. Lineage: Eukaryota; Haptophyta; Isochrysidales; Noelaerhabdaceae. The record is from RefSeq and is a predicted model, not a curated record. Bases 117 to 1367 code for a protein of 416 amino acids.
CGCUGGCGGAGCAGCGGCCUGCAGCGUGGCCCUCCUCCUGUGCGCUGCCAGUCAAGCAGCAUGCAAUGACCGCCUCAGCGGAAAGCCUCGUUCGCACGCAGCCAUCGCCGCACUCCAUGGUCCGUGCUCAGACAGCGGGAGCGUGCCGACAGCGAGCGAGCCCCACGGUGCGAGGCGCUCAGUUCAAGUGCGCUUCGCGGCAAGCGGAGUGCGAGCGCUGCGCACUGCUCUCGACCAAGCUGCAGAGGAGCAACCGCGCGCUGCGGGCAGCGCAGGAGGAGAGGGGCCAAGCCCUCGCCAUGCUGUAUCAAGCGCAGGCGGAGGACGUGAGGGGCGGCGCUCAGCGGCCAGCAGAGGCGUCUCCAAGCCGGCCAGAGCUGACGCGCCGGCAUUCGGCAAAGGCGGCACAGGAGCUGGCGGCGGCAAAGGCCGAGGCCUCAGACCUACGAGAACAGGUGGCUUCGCUGUUUGCGCGGGCAGAGCUGCUUGAGACAAAGCAUGCGGCCAGGGAAGCGGAGCUCCGGCAGCGCCUGGUAGCGUCGGAAGGCAAGUCCUCGCGCCUGCAGCUUGCGCUCCAAAGCUCAGGUGCUCACGGGCGGGCGUCGCGUGAGGAGCACGAGCAGGCCAAGAGGGCGGCAGAAGAGGCGCGGCGAGCGCAAGAGCACGCAGUCAGCUGCGAUCUCGAGCGCUUGGCGGCUUCCCUCGUCGAGACGGAGGAGCGGCUGCGCCGCAGCGAGGAGGAGCGCGAGCGCACAGCUUCCGAGGUGCUCUCCGCACGUGAGGAGGCCGACCAGGCUGCCCGCGCGCUGGGCGAGGCGAGCGAGGCAAGGGCGCGGCUGGAGGCCCAAAGCAAGGACAGGAUCCUCGAGCUCGCCACCACCAAGGCGGCGAUUGAAGCCGAGCACGUCGCGCAGGUCGCAUCGCUGCAAAAGCGGCACGAGGCUGAGCUGGAGAUAGAAGUGCAUAAGGCCGUGCGGCGAGCGGAGGCGGAGGCGCAGGCGGCAGCCGCCGCGGUGGCGGCUGAGACGGAAGCGGCGGCGGCACGGCGGCACGCCGAAGACUUGCUAGGUUCGGUGCGCGUCGCCGUGCUGGCGCCGUGCGUUCGCCUCGUCGUCAAUGAUCACGAGGCAUUGCGGAUCGGCAGUCCCACCCAGGUCGAUUUUGAUGCGCUCGCUCGCAUGAUUGAGGCGGAGGUGCUUGCGCGCUGGACUCGACUCUGCGGCGUGCCGAGCGAUCUUCCGGCCGACGCUCAGUUGGCUGCAAUGCGCGACGGAAGCCUCUUCCCUCACAUCCUCCUGGAGGAGCACAUGCAGAGGGUGACCGAAGAGGUGAGUGGGCGGCUGUUGAGAAUGAUCCACGCCGCAUAAAACGGCCUCACGAUAUUCACGUAUCAGUCGGGAGUGUGGAAUAUGUGUCUUCUGUGUGCGCUUUUAUCAUUUGACUCAUCUUGCUUAGCAGU